Molecule: messenger RNA, 714 nt
Organism: Guyanagaster necrorhizus
Lineage: Eukaryota; Fungi; Basidiomycota; Agaricomycetes; Agaricales; Physalacriaceae
Exons: 3
Source: RefSeq, a predicted model, not a curated record
GAACCUUCUGGCGAGCCGAGGAAUGUCUAUGUAAAUUAUCCUUUGGGAGUCCUGGAAGUCAGUGUUCACGGGGAACCUAUUGCUCGCUAUGAGAGAAACAAGGUCCGGACUACCAAUUUAUGCGAGCAAUUUAGGCGGUCAAACCUAUUUUCCCUUACCCUCGUCGUGAUUCAACGUUCCUUCUUGUUUGACGCAGCGUCGGGCGCCAUCUUGGUCCUACCCCUUGCAUUUAUUCUCACCGUCACUGACAUCAAAGAUGCUGUGGAAGACUAUCGCCGUGAGACUCUCGACGAAGAGGUGAAGACGUCGGCGACAACAAAAUCAGGCUCGUGGCGUAAUGUCAACCAACCGACAGACCCCCGGCCCUGGUUCGAAAAGAUGCUGGGUAUCAACCCACCGGGGAAAGUUACUAAAGGCGUACGCAAACUUCGUGACCGAGAGGCUAAUGAGGCUGGCCAUGGCGUUCGUGUUAUGCUUAGCAAAACCAGCGAUACCUCCACCACGAGUUUUGAUCUUGAUCAUGCACGCUCAAGUUCUGGUUGGCAGUUGGAUGAUAUCCAGAGGGCCGUUUCCCAUAGUUACCCUCCGGACGCAUCAUCGCUUUCUGAUACAUCAACGCAGCGUAAUUCUACCACGGAAUUCCGGCAAUUGAAGCAGAAUGAUGACUCCCAAUCUACGCUAGGCGUAAUUGAUUCGAAGCGGCGAAAUGGAGGU